Triticum turgidum subsp. durum (durum wheat) is the source of this 2040-nucleotide messenger RNA. Lineage: Eukaryota; Viridiplantae; Streptophyta; Magnoliopsida; Poales; Poaceae. The record is from the annotation of a GenBank genome assembly.
AUGUUCCGCAACAAGGUCCUCGUGCGCGCCGUCCCCGUCCCCUCCUCUUCCUCCUCCGCACCGUCGCCGCCGUUCCUCCUCCGCCAGGUCUCCUUCUCCGCCGCCGCUCCAUCCCUCGACCUCGACAUCCUCUGCUGCAGGCUGUCCCGCCGCCACCGUCUCGCGUGCCUCCCCCAGCCCCCAGCCGACGCCCUCGUGGUCUACCAGAGAUGCCAGUCUCGCGCGGCCGCCGAGGUGGCCUCCGAGAUCGCGGCUGCCUUCACGGGCGCCUCGGUUGGCGAGGAGGAGGAGGUGGUGUGCUCAGGCGCGCUGGUUGCAAAAGCGGUUGAGUGUGGACUGCGAUGUCUGACGCUUGAGCGUGGAUGGAGCUUUGUCGGGGAGAGCAUAUACGCCCAGUCCACGUUUGCUGCCAGUGAGGAGAGGACUGAUCUCUGCGUGUUGAAUGUGGAAGUCAGAUCUGGACUAAAUGAUGAUUAUGAGUUUGUUGUCUCACCUGAUGCAUUUCGGUUUACUACACUUAAGAUCUCAGAUGUUGCUAGCUCCAAUGUGAUGGAAACGUUCCAACAUAUUAAGGAAGUAAGUUUGGAUGGUUAUAACCUCCAGACAGCUUGUGCAAUUCUUCCAACAUUACAGGAAGGCCAUGUGAUUGGUUUUAGUGAACUACCUCCUUCUGGACAGAUCUUGGACAGCUUUACAAAGCUUUGCUCAGUUAAGGUGCAUGGUUUGGAGAUGAACUACAGUUAUCAUGCAGCAGUCAAACUGACAUGCGGAGCUUCCUGCGAGAAGCAAUGGUUGCCUUCUCCAUUUGUCCUCCAAGGUCCGGGGCUUCAGCCUGCCCCAAAAUCUGUUAGAGCAUCAAAGGCAAUGUCUUCCAUGCGGUCUUUUAUAGAAUUGUUGAAAGCUUGGAAUUUCUUUGGUCAGAGUCAACUAGUAAUCAAGGAACAACUGGUAGUUAACUGCACAGCUACUCUGCCUACUUGGGAUAAAGCCACAAGUAAACUGGCAAUGCACACUGCAAGAGCCGAAAAUUCAGAGGAUCUUCGUUUAGUUCAUCCAGGUUUUAUGGCCAAAGACCAAUCAUUGACUUUAGACUUCCGGACCCCCAAACCAGCUGUCUUUUGCUCUUCGGUUGCCAAAUUGUGCAAUACCAAAGUUGAGAUAGCUCAGUCUUUGGAUGAUGCUGGCACUGGCGAUGACACACAUUCCAUCAAGCAUGGUUGUCAAUCAGAGUCUGUUGUCCUAACCAGUUCAUUCAAAUCACAAAUAACAUUAUUGAAGCCUUCAUUUAGCAGAAGUAAACGAGCAGAUAAAAGCAAAACAAGCUGUUCUUCUGAACAAUCUGAUGCUGAUAGUUCAAACAGAUCGAGUGAAACCAGCCUACCAAAAUCGUCACUUGGAAGUUUUCCUAAAGCAAGCCAUGCUAAUCCUGUCGAUUCAUCAUGUGCAAGUCUUCUCAAGCAAGUCAUUCAGACUUCUGUGAAUCCUAAAAGGAAGCAUGCAGAGAUUCUAGAAAACAGUGGUGAAGGAGGAACUGUAAAAGUGCACCAAAAGGAUUGUUGUGAAAAGAGGAACUUGGAUACGAGGAAGAGUAAAGAUUGUGCACCUAAUGUCCCGCAAGACACAGCAUCAGUGCUACAUAUUCAGAAGGAUGUGUUUAGAACAAAAGUAAAACCGACAAAAUCAAAGUCUAUGGUUGGCAAGAAUGAGAUAACUGCUGCAACAACUUCGAAAAGAAAGCCAGAAGUUGUCAAAGACGAGCUAACCAAAAAGGCAAUAGAUCAUCAAAAGGAUGUUACUAACAAGGUGACAAAGGCAAAGCCAGGAAGUGUUAAGGAUGAGUCAACUUCAAUAACAAAGACAAAAACAAAGCCAGAUGUUGAUAAGGACGAGUUAACUGCAAAGGUGAUAGAUCAUCAUAAGCGAGGUCAGCUGCGUCUGCUUACAGUUGCUGAUCUAAAGUGCUUUCUCAGUGCAAAAAAAGCAAAAGUUGGAGGUUCAAAGGAAGUGCUUAUCCAAAGAGCAACUGAACUCCUUUCUUGA